Mauremys reevesii (Reeves's turtle) is the source of this 963-nucleotide messenger RNA. RefSeq lists its product as uncharacterized. Bases 3 to 743 code for a protein of 246 amino acids. NCBI's taxonomy places the organism in Eukaryota, Metazoa, Chordata, Testudines, Geoemydidae. The record is from RefSeq and is a predicted model, not a curated record. The transcript is spliced from 3 exons.
GGAUGGCUUGUGCGGCGCGGAGAUGCAGCCUCCUCUGGGGCGGGGCAGCUGGGGAACAGCUGCACAUAACGCUGCACAGGGAUGGCUUGUGUGGCACGGAGAUGCAGCCAGCUCUGGGGCAGGGCAGCUGGGGAGGCGCCGCACAGCGGAUGGGGCUGCUGCUGACAGUCUGGUUGCUCCCAGGGGAUGUGGAUUGUCCCAGCCGGAGAUCUCUGCCUGGGGAAGAGGUUCAGCCCAGCGAGGAGACAUCGCUAAUUCUCCUGCCCCUGACCACUGAGAAAGCAGGGAGAGACUCGCCACCCCAGCCCUCGGGAGGCCCUGCGGUCACCCGCUGCCCUGAGCGCUGGAGGGACCAGGCUUUGCUCCCUGUGUCCCCGGUGGCUCCGGCCCGGCGGGGGAAGCAGCGUCUGGGCUCCACCGCGUCUGUCUGCAGCCACCAGAGCUGUAAAUCCACCGCCUCGCACAUCCAGGAGGUAGCUGGGGAUGACCGCUGCGCUCACUGCGCCCUGGCCUGCCUGUUCUGCGAGUUCCUGGCGCUCUGCUCCCUGGCGCUGGAUGGGCUGGGCUGCGGGACGCUGUGCCUGGCGGGGGGGUGCUGUGCCGGGGGGGACCCCCCGGGGCAGAGCUGCGGAGGCGGCGGCUGCCCCUGCGGAGGGGGGUGCGGGCUCCUCCAGGACUGCUGCGACUCCGCCGACUGCCUGGAAAUCUGCCUGGAGUGCUGCUCCAUCUGCUUCCCCAGCUGACCCAGGGCUGGGGCUCAGCCCCCCCAUCCCAAAGAACCCCCCUACUAGGUAAGGGCCCCCCGCCCCUCAUGAUCCCACCCCAUUGCUUUCUGGUCCUAAUCUUGGCUCUCUAUGGGCUAAGCCACGCCCCAUCCAACCCAGCUGGUGAUGUCAUUGGAUGGACCAAGUCACGCCCCCAUGAAGGGUGAUGUCACCCAGUGAACCAAGUCACACCUCCACU